This is a messenger RNA of Polypterus senegalus (gray bichir), 4197 nucleotides long. RefSeq names its product zinc finger protein 260-like. Bases 555 to 2633 code for a protein of 692 amino acids. The record is from RefSeq and is a predicted model, not a curated record. Gene Ontology annotation, molecular function: DNA-binding transcription factor activity, RNA polymerase II-specific; RNA polymerase II cis-regulatory region sequence-specific DNA binding. The transcript is spliced from 2 exons. Gene Ontology annotation, biological process: regulation of transcription by RNA polymerase II. Lineage: Eukaryota; Metazoa; Chordata; Cladistia; Polypteriformes; Polypteridae.
CUAGCACUAGCUCGAGUCAUCGGAAGAAGGCGGCAGGUGAGAGGAAGUUCCAAUGGAAAACAGGAGAGAGCGAGAGACAGAAAAAAAAGAAACAUAGGAAGCCCUGACCUGUGAAUCAGCUCUCCGCCGAAGAAGCAGAAAGUUCACCCAGUAGGAAAUUCAAUAGAAUGGAAAGAAUCGAUCAAGUAAUGAAAGAGAACAACGUCAGGAGUUCGUUAUUAUGCACGCCAAGUUCCAAAAAAUAAGUAGAACCUUGUCGGCCAUUCACACGUGCCCCUCAAAAGUGAAGGGAGGGGGGGCCUGUGAACGCAGUCGCUGAGAUUUGGAUAUCCGAAUCAGAAGCAAGGGCAACGUUCACGUGUGCAGACUCCACAUUAAAGACGUCCGAUUGUGGCACGGAACGUGAAAGCUUGAAGCAACCGCUAGAAACAUACCGAAACAAGGGGGAGUCGGUGAGCAGUAAAGACAGGACUCUCGCACGACCCACCUCUGGCCACUGUGAGAAAGGGGGAGCCGACGACUGGCUAUCUGGGUAGCACUGGGCGCCGAUCACGAUGUGCGACUCCAGCAGUCGGUCCAUGGAAUUGAAUCCGGAGCAGAUGGACUCGGCUGAAAUCGGAGCAACCCCGGCCUAUUCGAGACCUUUGAGGUCAUCUCAUAAACUGGACAAAGUGAAAACGGAACAGGGAAGCGGGGGGAAAGGCCCCCUUAACACCUUCUUCCAAGUUGAGGAUGGCAUGGCACACUUUGGCCUGGAGGUGGGUAAUGAGAUGAUGCAGGGAGCGGUGGGUGCUGAACCUGUGAAAACUGAAGAGGGAGCUCCUGAGCAGAUGUGUCAAUACAUUAAACAAGAAGAAACCCAAGUGGAAAUGGGAAUGGAGCAAAUACCUAACAUGAGGAGCAAAGAGGUGGAAGUCAUCGAUGCUAAGGAGGAGCCAUCUGACCUGAAACCUGUUGCAAGCCAGAGGUUUGUCGUCAAAUGUGCAGAUGAAUAUACGUUUAUUAUAAAUAAUGUUAAGAAGACUACGCGCUUGAUUCGGUCAUCAAGCCAAAAGGAUGGCAUGAAUGGUAGUCAGAUUAUAGAGGAGGUGGAAUUAGAGAAGGAGAAAGGUGAGGGGUUGUUUCAAAAUGAACCACUUGUCCAUGACAGUGUCUCUCAUACUGUUGGUAAAAAAAGCCGUAAAAAACAGACUCCCACAGGAAACAAAACCUACCAGUGUGCAGAAUGUGGAAACCUUUUCAAGCAUUCCUCCAGCCUUAAACAGCAUGAGAAAUUGCAUCGAGGAGAAAGACCGUUCCAAUGUACAGAAUGUGGGAAAAGCUUUACGAAGAACGUGAAGCUUAAAGAACACCAGAGGAUUCAUACGGGGGAAAAACCUUACCUGUGUAAUGAAUGUGGAAAGACAUUCGGCAAAUCGACGACCCUUAAAGUUCACAAACUAAUACACUCGGGCAUUAAACCACACAAGUGCACCGAGUGUGGACUGACUUUCAGUAGGACCACCAUCCUUAAGGAACACCAGAGGAUUCACAGGGGAGAAAAAAGCUUCCAGUGUAAAGAGUGCGGAAAGACCUUCCGCCAGAGUGCCACACUUAGGAAUCAUCAGUCGGUACACACCGGAGCAAAGCCGUAUGAGUGUGCAGAGUGUGGUAAGAGAUUCAGCAGAAGUGGACAGUUUAAAAGCCACCAGAGAAUUCAUACCGGAGAGAAACCCUACCACUGUACAGAAUGUGGGAAGACCUUCACGUGGCCUAGGGCAUUCAUACAUCACCAGAGAACUCACACGGGGGAGAAACCAUAUAAAUGUGAUGAAUGUGGGAAAGCUUUCUGCCAGGUUGCAACUCUUAGGAAUCAUCAGACGAUCCACACUGGAGAAAAGCCAUACCAUUGUAAUGAUUGUGGUAAAGCUUUUAGAAACAGUGGGCAGUUGAAAAGUCACCAGAGGGUCCAUACAGGAGUUAAACCAUUCGAGUGCACCGACUGUGGAAAGAGGUUCAGGUACAGUACACAAUUCAGAAACCACCAGAGAAUUCACACUGGUGAUAAACCAUACCCCUGCACUGAUUGUGGGAAGACUUUCAGGAACAGUGGACAGUUUAAAAGCCACCAGAGGAUUCACACUGGGGACAAACCAUACCCGUGUAGCGAAUGUGGAAAAUGUUUCAGUCAGAGCACAAGUCUUAAAUGUCAUCUGAGAAUUCACUUUGGAGAAAAGCCAUACAAGUGUACGAAAUGCGGGAAGGCGUUCUGCCAGAGCAUGGGACUGAAGCGACACCUGAUGACUCACACUGGAGUAAAACCAUUCCAAUGUACAAAGUGUCGAAAGACUUUCUCUGAGAAAAACAGUCUUAAAUUCCACCUGAAAAUUCACACGGGUGAAAAACCAUAUCAAUGUUCACAAUGCGGAAACACGUUUAGAUGGCUGAAAUGUUUCAAACUACACCAGCGGAUUCACACUGGCGAAAAACCAUUCAAAUGUACAGAAUGUGGAAUGGCUUUCGCGUGGGAUAAAGUGCUAAAACUACACCAGAGAAUUCACACAGGAGAAAGUCCGUACCACUGCACUAUAUGCGGAAAGUCUUUUAAAUGGUCAAAAAGCUUUACGAGGCAUCAGAAAAUCCACAAGAUGUGAAAGCUCAGUGAUUGGAAUGAGAGUACAGCCGGGCAUAUACUGUGCGAUUUUGGCACAAUUUGUAGUUGACUGAUGUGAGCAGUUGGCAGACUAGCUUUACGGUACAUUACCGCCACCUACUGAGCUGGAUGGGGAAGACGCAGUGGAAACAACUCUGGCUAUAGCUAAGCUCCUGUCUUAAGCUUCAUCAUAUAAUACAUUUUCCUUUAAAAACAUCCAGACUUUUUUGUCAUUGUUGUGGAUAAAUCUUCAGAAAGUAUGGGCAGAGUCUUCAGAAAGGCAGUCAGAAUUUAGACUUCAUUGCACAGCAUAGAAAACAAUUGCAGAGCACACAAAGCCUGUCUCAGUUCAUGAAGUGAGCCCAGUGGUCUGGGCGCAGUUCGUUUUUAUUUCAGUUCUAAUCACAAAACAUCCCCAUUUCGUACAUAAUUCUCGUCAUUCACUUUACAUGUUAUCUUCAUAAUAAUGACCUCAUACUGUGCCUGCUUUUAAUAAUAAUUACCUCGUAUUUUACACUUCUUUCCCCUAAUAAUAAUCAAUCUUUUCAUAACAAUCAUUAGGACUUGAAGGUCGUACUUGCCGCCUGGCCCGGAGGUGACCAUCAUCUGAUCACGUUUUACAUUCUUCACAUUCCCAAUCUUGAGCUAAUAAAAAUUGGAGGCCUUUUUGUUGAUCAGACCCCAUCAUUAAGUUGGAACCAAGAUGACCCACAUAUGAAAAACUGAACUGUUCAAUUAAUAAUUGCUUGUUGCACCAGCAUCUAGUAAGAUUAAAAUCAUAGGCAGCUUUACUGAUAAGAGCUAAGCUACUGCAGCUGGAAGCAGGCAAGUGGCCUUGAGUCAGCAAUCACAGUGCUAAAGCCUUUUUAAUCAACCCUUCAAUUUUAAUAUUGCUCAAAGCCAGCUGAUAUAGUAAGUUUACCUUACCAUGAUUAAUUAAGAUAUUGAUUCAUGAGGAAGCAUUGCCAUAGCAACUUAAAUGCUAACUAGAAUGUAUGCGUCUUUUAUGGUAUUCUAACAAACUGUUCAAUCAACUCUUAUUCUACCCCGCCUCCUCAUAUGCUUUACUCCACAGUAAUAUUUGUUCUAAGAUCUCCUGGAGCAGGCACUAUCUGCAUUUCCCUGCAGUAUUCUUGCCGAUUCUAAACAAAGCAUGAUUUAAACUAAUAUGGCCAAUCAAGCCAUAUUAGUUGAAAACGUCUAACCGCCUCCCUCCUAUGCAGCAGAGGAUAAUUGCAGACCUCAGUACCUAUGAGAUCAGUCACAUAACGCCCAUUGCAUUAAACUAUGGUUAAGUUUAGGGUUGUGAGAACAGUUUUCUGACUCAAAGGGCAUUUCACGACUGACAUUAUGGGCAUUACCUGACCUGACCUGACCCUCCUAUGCCUUUAAUCCAUCUUUUAAAGUCUGUGUUCCAGUGAAUUCAGAAUUGACAUAAGAGCAAGUGGGAAACCAGCUUACAGGGUGGGUGCAUCACUCACUCAGAGUGUGUGUAUGUAUAUAUACAUAUAUAUGCAUGUUAAUAUACAUGUGUGUAAUGUAACCCUAAUACAUUGUAAGAGGUA